AUGGCUCCCCUGGGGGACGAGGUGCUGGAAGGCUACAUGUACCCGGCGUGCGUCCCUUACUCCUACCCGCACCCCUACCCGCCCGCGGGAAAGGGCGAGGCGGGCGGGGGCGGCUGGCGGCACGGGGCCGGGGGCUACGCUCCCGCGUCCUCGGCGUCGGCGUCCUCCGCCGCCGCGGCGGCCUUGCCGUCUUUCCCGGGCUGCGGGCAGCUGACGGCCGCCGAGUACUUCGACAGCUACCAGCGGGCGCAGAUCAUGGCCUUCCUGGCGCAGGUGGGCCCGGGCCUCGGCCCGCGGCCGCGCAGGCCCAGCAGCCGGGACGCGGCCGUGCAGGUGAACCCGCGCCGCGACGCCUCGGUGCAGUGCUCGCUGGGGCGGCGCACGCUGCUGCGCAGGGCCCGCGACCCCGGCCCCGCGGCCGCGCCGGGCCUCGAGGGCGCGGCGGGCGCGGGCGGCGGCGCUUCGGGGUCCCCGCAGCCGGCGCGCCGGGGCCCCGAGCAGGGCAGCCCCCCGAGCGGCGCCCCUCGGCCCGUGCGCUUCCCGCGCACCGUCGCCGUGUACUCGCCCGUGGCCUCCCGCCGCCUCACCACCUUCCUGGAAGGCGCCCCCAGCGCGGCGGGAGAGCGAAGGACGCCGCCUCCGAGGCCCCGAGGCCCCGAGGCGGGAGAGGGGUUGGCGAGGAAGGCGCCCCAGGGGCCGCAGUCCGAAGAGGAGGCGGCGGACGACGCCGAGGCCCAGGCCGAGGCGCGGACGAGCUGGGAGCCGCCGGGCGCGGGGCCGGGGCUGCCGCCGCGGGAGGCCGGGGGAGGCGAGGCGGCCCCGCGGCGCGCACCCGGGGAUCCGGGGCCGUCCCCGCCGGCGGGGCAGGCCCAGGACGCCGCGGGCCAGAGGUCGUCGCCGCGGAGCCCCGAGCAGGCCAAGGAGAGGCCGCGCUUCCAGUUCUUAGAGCAGAAGUAUGGGUAUUAUCACUGCAAGGAUUGCAACAUCCGGUGGGAAAGUGCCUACGUGUGGUGUGUGCAGGGCACCAGCAAGGUUUACUUCAAGCAGUUUUGCAGAACUUGUCAGAAGUCGUAUAACCCUUACCGAGUGGAGGAUAUCACAUGCCAAAGCUGUAAACAGACUAGAUGCUCCUGCCCUGUAAAACUUCGCCACGUUGACCCCAAAAGGCCCCACCGUCAAGAUUUGUGUGGGAGAUGCAGGGGCAAGCGCCUGUCCUGUGACAGCACUUUCAGCUUCAAAUACAUCAUUUAAAUGAAUGUACACAAAUGGUCCCAUGUGAACGUGAGCUAGUGAAGCAGACCAGUUAGCUUU
Messenger RNA from Hyaena hyaena (striped hyena), 1311 nucleotides. RefSeq names its product zygote arrest 1 (gene ZAR1). The transcript is spliced from 4 exons. Bases 1 to 1251 code for a protein of 416 amino acids. NCBI's taxonomy places the organism in Eukaryota, Metazoa, Chordata, Mammalia, Carnivora, Hyaenidae. Gene Ontology annotation, cellular component: cytoplasm. Gene Ontology annotation, molecular function: mRNA base-pairing post-transcriptional repressor activity. Gene Ontology annotation, biological process: translation. The record is from RefSeq and is a predicted model, not a curated record.